This is a messenger RNA of Pelobates cultripes (western spadefoot toad), 23338 nucleotides long. The record is from the annotation of a GenBank genome assembly. Lineage: Eukaryota; Metazoa; Chordata; Amphibia; Anura; Pelobatidae.
CAGGAGUGGACAGAUAUAUUUGCUUGUCAUACACAUAGAAAUGAUAUUGGAAGCCAAAGAAGCUGAUCAUUUUGCCACGGGAGGCAAUAGGAGGGAGAACAGUAGGGGACCAAGGACCGAACCUUGAGGAAUGCCAACAGAGAACAAUUGGCGAGAAGUGGCAGAGCCAGACAAAGCACUGGGAGAGGUAGGAAGAGCACCAGGAUAGGUGUAUCUUGUACACCAAUUACGGAGGGUGAGAACAAGUUGUUGAUGAUCAGCAGUGUCAAAAGCAUCAGCAAGGUCAGGGAGAAUUGGGAUAUAGUGGCCAUGGGAUCUUGCAGUGGUUUCAUUGGAUACUUUGGUCACAGCUGUUUCAAGUGACGAACGCAAAUCCAGACUGAAGCGGGUCAAGCGGAGAGUUAGAUUCGAGAGUCUCUCAAUCAUGCAUACACAACUCUCUCAUGAAUCUUGGAGGCAAACGGCAGUAGUUAAAUGGGGAGUUGGGGUCAAGGUUGGAUUGCUCGAUCUUUAUUUAUUUUUUUAUUUUUUUUAAAUCGGUGUUGCAUGUUUUGAAGAGUGAGGGGAAUGUGCCAGAGGAGAAGAAAAUCUGAAUGAAAGUGAACUAGGAGUUUGUGUUGGCAGCACAUUGUGGUUUUGACUGUGUUGAAGUAAUUUACUUUUGCAGAGGAAAGAUCCAAGCUGUAGGAGCCCAGCAUGAAUUUAUAGUGGAUAAAAUCAGAUGCAGAGUGAGACUUUCUCCAGCAGUGUUCAGCUGAUAUAUACGUGUGUCCCCUCCCCAUGUAGAAUGUAUCUCUCUGUAUACGGAGUGUCCUUGUAUAACUUGGAUUUAAUAAGAAUGGUAUGUCUCUCUGCAUUUUUUCCCGGUCUCCAAAAAAAUCUCAAGUACUGAGAGCGGUUUAAAGCAUCUUGCUUCAUUUAUUGUUCAGUGUUACAAUGUAAAGAUCAGUACUCGGACUAUAUUUCUCACCUUUGCUCACAUUUCCUUCUGUGUGUGUGACUGGAUUAUCAUGUGUUUUGAGUAAACAAGACUUUGCUUAACGCCGUUACGGCGUUCUAUGCCGUCGCGGCUUUAAAGGGCUUUUAAGCCGCGGCGGCGGCGAUCCCCUUCUGGAGGGCUGCCUCACAGCCCAGACAGCCCUCCCCCGGCAAAUGUGGCCCCCUAUAGCUGGCUGUGGAUUUGCCAGCAAGGGGGCUGUCUGAAAUGUCAGUCCCCCUGCUCGUGGAAAGUAUAUAUAAAAAAAAAAAAAUAAGAACAUUUUUAAAAGUAUUUUUGUGUAUUUUAAUACUAAUAUAUAUAAAUAUUAAAAUACACUUAGAAUGACGUUACACAUAUAUACACAUAUUAUAUAUACGUAUAAUUACAAUAAUAAAAUAUUGAAACGAAAUGUAAUAUAAACUAUAUAUUCAUAUGUAAUUUCAUUCUAACUGUAUUUUGAUAUAUGUAACAAAAUACACUUAGAAUGACAUUCUGUAUAUAAAAUACAAAUAACCGCAUAUAUAUUUACAUAAAAGAUUACAUUAGUAUACACGUUGAAUUUACCUAUAAAUGCAUAUAUAUUAAAAAUCUACGUGUAUAUUUAAGUAAUCUUUUAACAUAAUUAUGUGAUUUGAUUGACAUGCCUGACAACACAUUGAGAAAGUGCAGAGAAUUUAAUUUGCAAGCACUAUAUUUGACCCUGUAACUCUCCAAGACACCAUAAAACCUGUACCUGUGGUUACUGUUUUACUCGGUAGACUUUGCUGAACUCAAAAAAUAGUGUUUAAAACUGGUAAAUUGUAUUACAACAAUGAUAUUUUAAGUAAAAGUUAAAAUUUUUUUUUUUUUUUUAAACUGCACUUUUAUGGACUAUAUUAUUGUUGUAAUAUGUUUUACUGUUUUAAAGCACUAUUUGUUUAGUGAAGUCUCCCGAGAAUAACCGCCCAUGUACAGGUUUUAUGGUGUUUUGGAAAGUUAGAGAGUCACAUAUAAGGCUUGCUUUUCAUUUUUUUUUUUUUUUUUUACAUUGAAAUUUGCCAGAUUGGUUAUGUUGCCUUUGAGAGCGUAUGGUAGCCCAGGAAUGAGAAUUACCCCCAUGAUGGCAUACCAUUUGCAAAAGUAGACAACCCGACGUAUUGCAAGUGUGGUAUGUCCAGUCUUUCUUAGUAGCCACUUAGUCACAAACACUGGCCAAAUAUUAGUUUUUUGCUUUUUUUUCACACACAAAAAUAAAUAUGAACGCUAUCUUUGGCUAGUGUUUGUGUCUAAGUGGCUACUAAAAAAGACUAACCAUACCCCACUUUCAAUACCUUGGCUUGUCUACUUUUUCAAAUGGUAUGCCAUUAUGGGGGUAAUUCUCAUUCCUGGGCUACCACAGUCUCAAAGGUAACAUUACUAAUCUGGCAAAUUUCAAUUUGAAAAUGCAACUUUCUAUAUUUGACCCUGUAACGUUCCAAAAAACCAUAAAACAUGUUAAUGGGGGGGUACUGUUGUACUCGUGAGACAUCGCUGAUUACAAAUUUUUUUUUUUUUUUUUUUUUUGUGUGCAGUAAAACCUAACUGUAAAUUUCAUAAUACUGUUAAAAUGUGAGGCGGAACUACAAAUUUAAAAAAAAUGUAACUUCUCAGUUUUAUUUUUAUUUUAUUCGUAAUUGUUUCAUAGCUAAAUGUUUGAUAUGAAAGCCCUCUUUCUCCUGAACAAAAUUAUAUAUGUGUGGGUGCAUUUAAUAUGAAAGAGGUGAAUAACGGUUGAACAGACAGUGCAAAUUCCAGUUUUUGUUUUGAUCAGAACGUGCACUAUUGACUCAGUCCUGAAGGGGUUAAUCAAGAAUUCCAUAAUCCAGUGACAUUGUUACCAUAUCUUUUGCUCACUCUCCUCUAGAUGGAAGGCAGGAGCGUGUUAUGUUUGAUAAAAUCACAUCCAGAAUCCAGAAGCUAUGCUACGGGCUCAAUGCAGAAUUUGUUGAUCCUGUGAGUAUCUUGCGUUGGGUCUUUUUUAUGAAGGCUUGUAGGGGGAUCAGUACGGUUCUUAGUGUUAUCUGUGGGUUCUGAGUUCUUUCUACAACUGUCUGGUGACUAAAAGUGGAUGCUGUUGGAGAUCCACUACUCUUAGUAGAUAGUGUAGGUGCAGGCUCACAAGACUACCCUCAAACCUUCAAAAUGUAUAAAAUGAAAACCUUGACAAAAACACAGUGCGUAUUGUAAUCUUGCGUUCACAAAGUGGAGGAAUUUAUCUCCAUUGGUAUACUUUGUAGUGCUGUGACUCACUUUAUUUUGUGCUUUUCUGGUGACUGCCUGCCCGCCCUUCCACAAUAGAAGGGCACUGUCUACUUGUAGCUGCUAUCAGUCGAUAAACUGACUUGUCUAAUGCAUAUCAACUACUCUCCUUACGUUUAACAGUCUCUAAAAUUACACCAUAUUCAAAGUGAUGUUUGACCAUAUUUCUUGUAAGCACAGAUCUGCUUGUUUGCAAUUAUUUUUAUUCUGCCUUUUUACAAGAUUGUAAAUUAUGGCCUUGAUCAAUGGCAAUAUGUAGGCUUCCGUUCCGGCCUCUGUGGAAUUAUCACUUUGAGUUCCAUAAAUAGCAAAUAUGUCGCUUGUGAUAUUUUGCUUGCUCAUCCAAGGACUAAUGGCUAAAUAAUUCAGUCAUAAUAAACUAGCUUUUAAAGUGCACCUGUCAUGCCCCAAUCAACUUUUUCAUGCAAUUUUUAUCUAUACAUUGUGCUAGCAGGUUAUAGCUUAGGAGAAACUUUCCCACAUGGGAUCGUUAUUCUCUCCUUCCAUAGCAACUACACUGCAUGUCAUGCGGUUGCUAUGGAAACGCUGGUACAUAGCGCAAGAAAAGUAUUUUAAAUUAAGUGACCAAACGUCACACUCUCCUGGCACGCUGGCUAUUUGCACUGCUUAGGGAGGUGUUCAAAGCAGGACAGAUUAAAGAAUAGCAGAGGAUAGGCCGGAGGUAGGUUAAGUAACACUACAGGGUCAGGAAUACCUGUUUGGGUUCCUGACCCUGUAGUGUUACCCAUGCUGUUAAAACCACCAUCUAGCUUCCCUGGCCGCCACUUGUCCACCUAAAAAAUAUAGUAAAAUCUUUGUUUGUUUUGUCCUAGUCUGCAGCUGCUACCCCUGAUCUAUCUGCUUGGAUGACACCAGAAGUAUUGUUCUGAGCCAAUCAAAAUGCUUUCACGUAGGAUUGGCUGAGACUGUCAAGGAGGCAGAUCGGGGCAGUCAAACACAGCCCUGGCCAAUCAGCAUCUCCUGAUAGAGAUGAAUUGAAUCAGUGAAUCUCUGAGGAAAGUUCAGUGUCUGCAUGCAGAGGGUGAAGACAUUGAAUGGCAGUCACACUGCAGCGCUGCCCCAGGAAGCACCUCUAGCAGCCAUCUGAGAAGUAGCCAGUGAAGUUAUCGCUAGGCUGCAAUAUAAACACUGCAUUUUCUCUGAAAAAAAGUUUUUACUGCAAAAAGCCUGAAGGGAAUGAUUCUACUCACCAGAAAAAAUACAAUAAGCUGUAGUUGUUAUGGUGACUCUAGUGUCCCUUUUAAAUGAAGAGUAACACCCAUGAAGUGGUGCAUGUACAGUGUAUAUUUUACAUUAAAUACACAUGUCUUUGUGAUAUUCAAUGUAUAUGGGAGCUAUUUCAGGUAAAAUUAUUCAUUACAUGUUUUCUUUAACGAGAUCCUAGACAAAUUAGAUUUUUCUCCCAAAUCCAUUAUAGGGCUGUAUAAUAAGCAGGAUAUAGUCUGUUGUUUUAAUCUGUCACCCCUUUUGUUUAGCAUAUUGAAGGAGAUUUUGUUUCCAUGUUGACAGUUGUAUGAAUGUUAAAUUGUAUUUCUAUAUUUUUAGGCCCAGAUCACCAUGAAAGUAAUUCAGGGUCUUUACAGUGGUGUUACAACGGUGGAGUUGGAUACAUUGGCAGCAGAGACAGCAGCUACUCUGACAACCAAGCACCCAGAUUAUGCUAUAUUGGCUGCGAGAAUAGCAGUUUCCAACUUGCACAAGGAAACCAAGAAAAUAUUCAGUGGUGCGUACAUACCUAGGAAUGUCCCAUGCAGGACAUGGUGCUUAAAGGAGUUAUCACCAUGGAGAACAAUGGAAUAAAUCUCCUGAUUGCCCCACCUUUAGCACUUCAUUCACAAAAUUGUCCUGAAUCUAAACUUGUGAUUGUAAUUUUUUUUUAAAUUCUUUUAAAAAAAAUGUUUAAAUGUAACUAGUUUUUUAUUAUUCACUGUGGAGGGGUUGGUUAAACAUGUUUCCCUCAUUAGAGUGUAUACAUGUCAUUGGAGCAUUAUCAUGUUUUCAUCCUUUCUGCUACAUGCUUGGACUGUCUUCUAGUUAUGGGGGACGUUGAUAGUUUUUUCUCUCUAUAUAGAAGUAUUUAAUAUCUACAUGGUGUCUAUGCAGUUAAUGUACAGUCAUGAGACAACUCCUUAUGUAUAUAGAUGUGAUGGAAGAUCUUUUUAACUAUGUGAACCCGCGGAAUAAACGUCAUUCUCCUAUGAUCUCCAAAGAGACGCUGGACAUUGUGUUGGCAAAUAAAGAUGUAAGUGCUCCUAUUCCGUUACUUAUUGAUGUGUUGGGUGGGAGGUUGGAACUUGCACAGUUGAAGGUGGAAAAAAAUGAUUGAUGUCAAUACUAGUGAUAUUGUCAUUUGGCAAGUGUGCAUGGCAUUUUGUACCUGAAAUUUAGUAUUUUCAUAUAUAUAUUUUACCUUUGAUUACCUCUUUACUCUCUAAAAGGAUCUACUCUUCUAUAACAUGUUUAUGCUUUGUAUACAAUCAGAUUAAUCUAGGUAAUGAAAGCUCUUGUCCUUUUAGAUUGACUUAGUAUGUUCCAUUUUUUUUCUGCAGCGUCUGAACUCUUCCAUUAUCUACGACCGAGACUUCUCCUAUAACUUCUUUGGGUUUAAGGUAAGUGGAUGCUGAAGGACUCCAUCUUUAAACUGAUGUGUAUUCAGUAAGAAAUUUUUAAGCUUGGAUGGGUAGUUAUAAAAGGGAACGAUCACUUCAAAAUAAACUAACGUUAUUUUUUACUUAUCCCUUUAACACAAUGCAUGUGUGAGCCGUUACAGUAAAAAUAUACAGAAAUCCUCAUUGUCUAUCAUUGCUAUAAGCUGUGUCCUAAGGGCCGUCUUUAAUGAUUGGGCCCCCUGCCACCCACUCCACUCCCUGGCAUGCAGUCACGCCCUCCACCGCAAUGUAGUGGCGGAACUAAACUAGAAAGGGUACUGGUGCAAUGCUUAUUUUGGGCCCUGUUAUUGCAAUGGUGGCCAUAUGGUAGAUCCCUAUCUGUCAUACAACUCCAACAAUGCUUUGACAGCUGGAGAUCUAUCGUUGUCCCAUGCGUGCACAAUGUAUUUAGCAAUGAGCAGUGUUUGUGUGUUUGAAUGUAAGCAUGUUUUGUAUGGAGUAUGUUUGUGUGAAUGUAGGGGUGUGUUCGUAUGUGGUGCUGGCAUUUGAAUGCAAGCAUGUAUUUAUGUGUAUGCAUGGGUGUGGUGUGUUUUUUUUUUUUUUGUUUUUUUUGUAUGUGUGUGUGUGUGUGUGUGUGUAGUUUAACACGUGUCUGUAUGUAGUAUUAAUGUUUCAAUGCAGGAGUGUGUUUAAAUACUGAGAUGCAUGCACAUAUACACAUACACUGACACAUACUGUGAUACAGAUGCACAACCUGAAACACACAUGCAGAUACAAACAAUGACUACAUACAUACAUACAUACAUACAUACAUACAUACAUACAUACAUACAUACAUACAUACAUACAUACAUACAUACAUAUAGACACACAGAGAACAUACAGAAGCACACUGACACAUGUAGGUACACACAAUGAGAACAUACAGAUACACUGACACCCAAGUGGAUACACACACUUACAUAUACCAUCACUGACACAUAUGGAGAUACAAUGGCGCGCAGAUACACACCCGGACAACAUACAGAUAGAUACAUACCGAUAGACGUACUCACACAGACAUACUCACACGCAUGCAAAAUUUGAUAACCACCCUCUAGUUUCUUACCUUACCUGGAGGGUGGCUUCCGUGGGGUGGCUGGGAGUUAAGCUCUCGCUCUCUCCCGGCCUGUCCCAGCUGGUCCUCCUUCCUCCGGCUCCUGUUUCUGUUGGAGGAAGUGAUGCCCGAUGGGCUCCCAUAGUGUGCAGGCCUGCUGCCCACAACAAUUUAUUUUGGAAUCGGCGACCCCAAAAGACAUUGUUGCUGGCAGCGGGAAAACGGGCCACCUGCCUUGGGGCCCUCAACAGUGACAGGGCCCGGGGCAAUUGCCCCAUUUGCCCCGCUUUAAAGAUGGCCCUGUCUGUCCUAUAUAUCCUGCUGUCCGCCUAGAGCAAGCAGGAGAAAUAUAACAUUCAGAGUUAUUUUCUAAAGUGAGAGUUCUACAUUUUCAGAAACACUCAGAAAAUGUGACUUCUUACCUGGAGUUCGCAGGUGCUGCUCGCUUUCUGCACUACAACCUUCAGAAAGUCAGCAGCUCUGCUUGAAUGAAGUCCAGUAGUUACAGGCCUUAGCUUAUUGGCUGACACUGCACUGCAGAGCGUCGCUCAGGAAAUCUUAAGAGGUUCCUAAGCAGGAGCUACUGUCUCCCCUAUGACCGGUGAACCCCAGUAAAGUUAAAUUGCCAUUUAUAUUGUGCUAACAGAUUCCGUAGCGCUUUACAAUAUGAGUGGGCAUUUAACUAUAAAUAGGACCAUUACAAGAAAACUUACAGAAACUAUAGGUUGAAGAGGACCCUGCUCAAACGAGCUUAGUCUAUAGCAGGGGUAGGCAACCUUCCAGCAGCACUGUGCCGAUAUAGGAUGAUGUCCUAUCUUUUUUUUUUUUUUUUUUAAAUUGAGGUGUGUAUGUUGCCGUAUUCUGCUUGUUUUUAUUGCAGUUGCUUUGUAUCAUUGUAUUUGUGUGUAUAUGAGCUAUUAUAUUGUAAAUGUUCAUUAGUAGUUUAUGGUAUUGUGUAUGAUGCAUAUGAAUGGGGGCUGCUUGUGGAAUUGUGUGGAUGGAUAUGUCACAUUGUGUGUUUGGUAGCGGGUUACGUUUGUGCGGUUUGUGUGUGGGCUGUUCAUAUUAUUUGUAUGAGGGGAGGGUUAUUCUGCAUUUGUGUAUAUCUAGCAUCUUCACUGGGUUCCAGGCUGGCCAGAUACAGGACAAGGACAGGAGCUGCAGCUGCGGGCCGCUCUACUACGGUGUGGAUUCCCAGUCACAAGUGCUGGGAUUACUUCCUCUAUAUACUGCAAUGCUUAAAUUGAAGAUUGUCCUUCACCACCUCUUUGUAUUAGUAGUUAUCUGAAGUUUUACUGGGACUCCUGAUAGGCCAGAGCCUGUUUGGCUCCAGCAGACUGGAGUGCCGUGCAAAUACACCUUGAGUGCUGUGCAUGGCACUAGUGCCGUAGGUUGCCUACCCCUGGUCUAUAGGAUGUUACUAGUAUGCUUAUUGUCUUGGCUAUUAUGUCAUUAUGUGGAAAGUUAUAGGUUGUGGGGGGGGGUUUGGAUUAUUUUUGUUUCUUUGAAAUUUCCUUGGUAUUACAUUUCAUUUUUUUUUUUUUUUUUUUCUCCUUUUCCAGACAUUAGAGCGCUCCUAUUUGCUGAAAAUAAAUGGGAAAGGUAAUAACAAACUUUAUUAAACAGUCGAAACCCUACAAAGCCAGUUGAGUAGAAUAAGCACUAUUGCAUUACUGGGUGUGUUAAGAUGGGUAUUUACACUGAUUGCAUAAGCAGCAAUUCUCAGCCCUCCCAUUAGCAGAAAACAUUUUUGACCUUUGCUAGUCACAAGGGUAAGUUGAGGUUGAAAGUAUCACCUCUCUGUGGUUAUUAAGGUCAGACUUUUCUUUUAACUGGAGAAUUAAUGAGCAUUGUCAUCUAACCUUACAGCUGUUACCAUAUGGUGUGAAGCAGUGGCCAUACUGUGUGAUGGCAUGUUCAUUUAUUGCGGUAAAGAACAAACUGGGUUGGGUUACGUUCUCCAAAUAUACUGUUAUACCAAUCCUCGUGGGUCCUGCACUUAUUGUCACAAUGGAGAUUGUAAGGAAAUCAAGUAUAGCUGAACCGCUUUGAUAAUUCCUCCUGCAAUGCCAGCGUCUAAGGUAGUUCCAAGCAAUGAAGUCCAUAAGAAAUAUAACAGCUUCCCAAGAUAAUCCCCUUGGUAAAGCAUACGAAUUCCCAAAUAACAGUCAGAGUCCAGAAUCAGGAUACAAGUAGAUCUGAGGUCUGGAAUCUCCAGCCUGCUUUUUAUUAGGGUUACAGACAAGAAAUACACACCCAGGGGGAGGCAUUAAAUCACCAAUCAGGUAUAGGUUACAGCCCCUACCUCCCUCCCCUCUGAUAAACAGUUAACUUCAUUAAAACGUGCACUAUUUUACCCCAGUUCUGGAUGUACCCCAAAAACAGGGGGUACACCUUUAAAUUGGGCACCGCUGGAUAGUUCUCAUUUGUGGGGACAACAUGUCAAAAAAUCAGUCCAUUCGGAUGAAUGGUUCGGGAGUUAUGGAGCACUAAAGUUUUGACCGACCGCACGGAUCAUCUAGCCGAAAAUAGUUCCAUAAGUUUUGGCCCUGCGGUCGGUCUCCGUUUAGGCGAAUAAAAGAGACGAAAGCCCUGCCAUCCGUUCGCAUCUUCGUGGUCGUUGAAAUCCCCAUACGAAGUUGCAUGUAACUACCGAACGGCCGGUGAUUCGGUCUUUCCCGUGCGAAGUUCUGGAUGUAUGGAGGUCUCAGCGGUGUUCGCCUGUUUGCGUAUCCGAUUUUAGUUCCACGCGUUGACGGGCAAACACCGCUGUUCGCACGUAAAAUGGCCGCGGCCACGUGUAAAGUGCCGAAAUGGCGGCCACCUAGAUUUUACACGGGGAAUUCGCCUGAAUCCAUCCGAAGGGUAGAAAUUAAAGCUAUAUCCUGAAUUCCAGCUGAAUUGGGUGAAUUAACUGCACAACAAAGGUAGAAAUCCUGAUGAACGGAGUCAUUUCUUCACAGAGAUUAACAUGCUAACUGCAAUACUUGCUGUUUAAACUGCUUUCUGACACUUUCCUCAAAUGUUUACUUCCCUAUUGUCCGUUACAGAGGGGCACCCAUAGUGUAUGGGGCAAAGGGCUCAACCAAAAAUGAAUCUACUCUGGAUUCCAAAAAUAACUUUUUUGUUUUUUUUUUGGUUUUUUUCCCUCUCCUCCUCUGUGUAUAUUAAGAAUCUAGACCAGAUUCCUUUUGAAACGAGCCUUCCACUUUAGUGCUUUGGAAGUGACAACAAGAAAUACAUUUGAAUAGUCUCUGAAAGCCGUUUAAACAGUUGGCAUGUUUAUUUCUAAUGUUAAAAAUAGCUUAGGAUCCACUGAUAUUGAGGUGCUUUGUCAAAGUGGGUGGGCUUUACACGGUAUGGCUAUAUGGUAGUGGUGCUAAAAUAGGUGACUUUACACGAUUUUGUUUAAUCUGUAUUUAUUUAGCACUUUACUGUAACACCACUACUUAGAAAUGGACAAAAGGGCACACCCAGAGCUUGCAAUUUUUCUUUAUUCUGUGUAUUUUUAGUUUGCAGCUGUGAGGGGGCAUCAGUAGUGAUCUGCACCCCCAGGAGGGUUAGAACUGCAGCUCUGUCACUAUUGUUAGUGAGUGCAGAGCCAGUCCUAGAGAGCCGACACUCUAACUGUAGCAAAGGUUCUGCUAACUGGGACCCCAAAAGCCACAAAUUGCAAACUAAUUUGAAAAAACUUAAUUUGCUCGGGAAAAAAUAAAUAUAUGGGCCAUGGGUGCAUAUGAGUUUACUGCAGCGACGUGGUUAAUUUUUUUUUUUUUUUUUAUUCUAGUCCUAUUUAGCAGGCUGUAACAGUAAUAAAACCGCCACUGAUUGCAAGUUCCUCUUAUUUACAUGUUUAUUGUUGCAGCUAAACGGCAUGCAAUAUUUUUCUAUUUUUUAAUGCUAGUUUAUAUCCCGAUCAUGUUCUUAAUGAGGUACUCUAAUUUAUCUGGAUUAGAAACAAGUGUUUGGAUGAGCAUGCCCGCUCUUAUGGAUUUUAAUGUGUUUGAUAGUAUCCUGUACAAGCUUUGCUAAUCAUGGUAAACUGUUUUUUGUAUUCCAUUGCAGUGGCAGAAAGACCUCAGCACAUGUUGAUGAGGGUGUCUGUAGGCAUCCACAAGACGGACAUAGAGGCUGCUAUUGAAACUUAUAACUUACUGUCUGAGAAAUGGUUUACCCAUGCAUCUCCUACACUCUUCAAUGCUGGCACCAAUAGACCGCAGCUGUCUAGGUUAUCUCUCUUUCUUUUAAUACUUGCUGUUGUACAUCUCCCAUCCCUCUUUAGACUUCUUGUAAGGUUCAGACACAUGCAAAAUACUGCUAUCACAUCUGUUGCCUUGCCACCAAAAUCAUAAUCUCAUAGGCCAUGCAUUUCUAUAUAUAUUUUUUUUUUUAGUUGUUUCCUGCUGUGCAUGAAAGAUGACAGCAUUGAAGGCAUUUAUGACACUUUAAAGCAGUGUGCACUCAUCUCUAAAUCUGCUGGUGGGAUUGGAGUAGCAGUCAGCUGUAUCAGAGCCACUGGUAGCUAUAUUGCUGGGGUUAGUGUUUUUCAGCUUGCAUAUGUUGUAUAAUAUGAAUUACUGUCAAUGUUUCUUUCAUUGUUGGACUCUAUAUAUACUUUUUUAUUUUUUUAUUUUUUUUGCUGCUAUUCAAAUAAUGUGAUAUCUUGCCCCAUCAGAAUGGAAUGGGCAGCUGUAUUCAGAAAAUUAUGUUCAUGGUUCAGUAAACCUUCAUAUGUAUUGAUAUCACCUGAUUAAACUUUACUUUAUUAUAGACAAAUGGAAAUUCUAAUGGACUUGUCCCAAUGCUGCGUGUUUACAAUAAUACCGCCCGCUAUGUGGAUCAAGGUGGAAACAAGGUAUGUUGUGUGAGAUCUUUAUAGAGGAGAAAGUAUUGACAGUCACACUACCAUAACCACUGCAGUGUACCUGGUGUCAUCUGCUGCCAUGUGUUAUUUUAUAUAUAUAUAUAUAAUAUAUAUAUAUAUAAUUUUAUUUAUUUAUUUUUUUUUUUUUUUUUAAGAAUGGUUUGACGGCACCUCUCGUUGGUGUGAUAAUAUAGAAGCUCACACAAGCCCUUUUUUAAAUUGCUUUUUUAUUUGUAUUUUUUUUUAAGUGUUACAAACCGCAUGUAAUGAAAAUAUUAAUACAUACAAUCUGUUUCAAAUGUCGUGUGGUGUUUUUUUUUAUUUAUUUUUUUUCUCUUCAUAGCUCUGAUUCUAAGUGUACAUUUCUGUUUUGCUACAUUAUUCGAAGUACACAUGUAACAUAAUCCUCAUUUAGUGUAAGCUUUCAUACACCAUGGUCAAUCUUUCAGCACGUGUGUGAUACAUAACAUUGAACAGCUUCUAUAGUGUAGCGGAGAGGUAGUAUAAUCCACAGUAUCUCUGCUGGGUAACAGGAACAGCAUAAAAUAAUCAAAGGAAAUAAAUACAGCAUACAAUAAUCCUGGUAGCGUUGUAGAAAUCCUUCCAUCCCAAGAACUAGAUGACACAUAGGCUGGGAGUCAACUCAGGAUUUAUUCACAGGUAACUGUAUUUAUGGGUUUCCCUGACAUUCCAGUGGUGGUACAGUAGGGGACUACAUGGGGAACUGAACAAUACAGACAUUUCUCCCACCAUGCACUGCUGUACGAGAGGGAUACUCCCACUAGAAUAUACAGCUAAGUGGAUUAUCCCUCCAUGCAGCAGAAAUUACAUUUUACAUUAAAAUGCAUAACUUCCAUAAUAUUCCCUUAAACGAAUGGACGUUCGUUAGAUAGCUGGAGUCUGAGCGCACAGUUCGUGAGAAUACCGCUUAGGAGAAAGGGCGCAAAACCAGUUUGAAUGCUCCCCCUGGUUGGUGUUUGUCUAUACAAAUGGUGGCCACCCAGGGGAAGCGCUCCUUAAUGGUUUCCCUUGCGGUUUCUCAUUUGUUACUGGUGCAAACGUUCUAAUUAGUGUGAACACUCUAACGGGCUACUGUGGUGGUCCCUGUUCGGGAGACAAAUGGGUUCCUUUUGUAUGAACGCUCCCGAAUGGGGAAACUGGACAUAAUAUACACAGGGAACACUCCAUACAAGUGGAAACUAUACGAAUGAGCAGUGAUUCUGCCCCAGGCAUGACACUCAGUGACUCUGUUCGGUCACAUGGAGUAUCCUUAAACAUAAAGGAGUUCCAAUGUCCCCAGGUUUGUUUAAAUUUCCUAUAAUUUUAAGAAAUGUUAUUUCCUCCAUCUGUUUUAUCCCUUCUACUCUUUGAAUACAUUCCCUAAUGGAGGAUUUACCAGUUUCCAUUUGAAUGGGAUAAGCUGGCUGCCAGAAGUAAAUGAUAUUAGGGACCCCUCCUGCGUUCUGUGGUUAGAUGGGGGUAAUAGAAAAAGCUGGUAUUCUGGUGAGCAUGGUAUCUGCAUUUUUGAGAUCCUUUUAGUUUAUGUAUACGUUCCCAGGUUUUUCUUAUUGGACAGAGCCACCAAAUGUGUGCGGAAUACGUCUCUGGUAGUUGGCAUCUCCAGCAUGCAUUUUGUGCUCCUAAGUGUAUGUUAUGGGUUUUAGCUGGGGUAUAGUACCAGCUUGGGAGGCGCUUAUAGUAACUCUUGUGUGGCGUUGGAUGUGGAUGCCUUGUGUGUCCUGGUGAAUAUCUGCUGCCACUGAUCUGUAGGCUCCGCAUAAAGUGUAGUAACUGUGCUGUGACAAAAUCCACUUCGCUACUGGAUUUUGGAGGGGCCUUUGUGCCAGCCUCCUACCCUGGGACUAUGGGCGCUGUGAUAACCCAUGUUCAAAAAUACUGUUUCUGCACCUUGGACUUUUAACUGGAACAGUUUCAAACAUGUGGCAGCAGCUUUCUUAAAUUGUCCAGCAGUGUUUUGCCGUCGAGUGUAUGGAACGGUUUUGGCUAUGGGACCAUGUGCACAGUGGGGAAAAAAGACUUUUGUGGGGAUGUUUUAUUUUUGGGGUUUGUAAAUUUUUCUGUUUUUAGAGUUAGUCAAUUGUCUCUCUUAAUUGUAUCACAGGCACAGGGAAGGGAAUAUGUGCUGUAAGUGGGAGUAUUGGACAUUGUUGUAUUCUGAUUUGGUUUGUGUCCUUUGUGUGCCUGUGUUCAAUCAGGUCCAGGGGGGUGUGCCUCUGGCAUGAAGAAUGGUUGUGUGUGUGUGUAAGCAAACCUGUAACAAAGCCUCAGACUUGUUCUACCCUUCUUAAAGUCUUGACUCAUGUUUGGGGGAUUGGAGAACUACCUACACUCUGGGGAGUAUGGGGAUUGCUAUAAUCCCUAUACUCCCCAGAGUAUAAUCACUAGGUUUUGUAAGAGCUGUUCCUGCUCUCUGGACUAAGAUCUACCAACUGGAAGUUGGGUCAAGAGUGGGUGGAAGAUGGCGAGAUGCCAACCAAGCUGCGGCGGUUCGUGAGGUCUGUGAUGGAUAUGGUGUCUAGUGGAGUGCUUGGAGCUCUCAGGAAGCACUAGGAGCAUCAGUCAACGGAGGUACCCGGUCGGGGUUCUAGCCGAUCCAGGUGCGUAGUGCAGUUGUUGCGUGCCUGUAGGAGUGUGUGGUGGUUAUGUCUUGUAUUGACCUGAUUUGUUGUCCCCAGUGUCAUAUCGUGUAAAGUGAGGUAAUUUGUGUCAUGUUAAAGCUUAUACAGAGAUUCCUACAUGAAACAGAGGGUUGGUGUAAGUGCGUAAAGCGGAGAGGGGUAUGGCGAGAGAGCCUGACUACUGGCCAAUCUCGACCAUACUCUGAGUGUGGCUGCAAUAGUCAGGUGAUGUUUGCUUUUUAAACGGGCUAAACCGAUUUUUGUGCCAUGGAACUGUCGUAAUGGGUAUUCGAAGAACGAUCCUAUGAUCACCCAUUCUUGUUGUAUGAUCUCUCGUCCAUGCAUAGAUCUGGGCCAUGUGAAUGGCUUUGUGAAAUGCAUCUUUGUCAGGAAGACCCAAUCCUUGUGGUUUACUGAGAAGUGCGAUAGCUAAUCGAGGGUGCACGUUUGACCAUAUAAAGACAUAAAAAUCAUCUUGACAGUGUCAAAGAACGUUUUUGGAAGUACUGUUGGAAAUGUUUGAAGUGCAUAUAGGAUGCGGGGUAGCACGUAAAUUUUUACAAUACAAAUUCUACAAAACCAUUAAAAACAUGGUUUGUGCCAGGAAAAUUCAAUUCAGAGUUGAUCUAUCUUUCGUGGCAGGUGUAACCCUAAAUACUUGAUAGACCCGUUGUCCCACGUAAAAUGGAACUGUUGCUUCAUGUGCUCAUCUAUAUCUGGUGUGAUGUAAAAGGGAAGUAUCUCGCACUUGGCGAGGGCUCACACUAGGUUUAUGCAGUAUUCAUUGAUUGUCAGCUGAUGGGUUUCUGCCAUUGAAUGCUGUUUGUACCUGAUGUGAUUUUUCAGAAGUAUGAAUUUCUAGCGCAUCAAAGAGCAGUCAUUCCCUCAUUUUCUGACAUGAUCUUCUCUUCUGUGUGAGAUUUGGAAGCUCUUAUAACUUAGCCUCUUUCUGCCUAAUUUUAUAGUUCUGUCUAUCUUCCGCACUUUAUUUUUUUGCUUUUACGGAAAAACCUAAUGCAAUUUUCUGUUGCCUUCAAUAGUGCAACUUUUAAAUAAUCCCAGUUCUCUGGACUCCAUUUAAAUUGCUCCAGUCUGAUAAUGACUCCAUUACACAUAUUCUAAUUUUAGAAAAGUCUGUUUUUCUAAAGUCUAAAACUUUUGUUUUUGUGUAGUGUGACUCAGUCACUGCUCUUAUAUUAAACCACACUGACUCACUGGAUCCUAAACUUUCACCUACAGUAAUAUCUGAUACCAAAUCUCCAUUUGUUAACACUAAAUCUAGUAUGGCCUCUUUACGAGUUGGCUCCUCAACAACUUGUUUUAGAGACCAUCCCUGUAAGGAGUUCAGAAUGUGUGCUCCUGGCAUCAGUAGCUAUCUUGGUUUUCCAGUUCUCAUCAGGAAGAUUAGUCACCCAUGAUAACUUCCUGCUUCAUUGUCAUUUUAGCUGUUUCCUCAACUAGUAGACUAACACUUCUAUUUGUCCUGGUGGCCUCUAAAUCACACCUCAAACUUCUCAUGUCCUCGAGUUACAGAUCUGAAAUGAGACUAGCAUCCAUCAAGUUCAGCCUUCCUCACAUGUUUUUUGCUGCUGUUUCAAAAGGCAAAAAACCCAGUCUGAAGCGCUUACAAUUUUGCAACAAACUAGGAAAAAAUUCCUUCUUGACCCCAAAAUAGCAGUCAGAUGUCUCAUUGGAUCAAGCAGCUAUUACCCCACUAAUUAGAAAUGAUAUCCCUGUAUGUUAUGUUUUUUUGCAAGUAUUUAUCCAAUUUCAGUUUAAACAUCUGUAUAGACUCUGACAAAAUCACCUCUUCAGGCAGAGAAUUCCAUAUCCUUAUUGCUCUUACUGUAAAAAAACAAAACAACCUUUUCUUUGCCUUAGAUGAAAUCUCCUUUCUUCCAGCCUAAAUGUGUGACCUCGUGUCCUAUGUAUAGCCCUGUUUAUGAAUAGAUUUCCAGAUAAUGGUUUGUACUGGGCCCGAAUAUAUUUUGUAUAUUAUAUCCACUCUCAGGUGCCGUUUUUCCAAACUAAACAGAUUUAAUUUUUUUUUUUUUUAACCUUUCUUCAAAACUAAAAUGCUCCAUUCCUUAUAUCAAUUUUGUAGCGUGUCUCUGCACUCUUUCUACUGCCAUGAUAUCUUUCUUUAGAACAGGUGCCCAAAAUUGCACAACAUAAUCAAGGUGUGGUCUCACCAGCAGCUUAUAAAGAGGCAAAAUUAUAUUUUCAUCCCGAGAAUUUAUGCCCCUAUUUAUACAUGACAAUCUUACUGGCCUUAGCAACUGCAGAUUGACAUUGCAUAUUGUUGCCUAAUUUGUCUAUAACAAUUCCUAAAUCCUUCUCGUGUGUGGUUAUCCCUAGUUAACUACAAUUUAAUAUGUAAAUUGCUUGUGCAUUCUUAACCCCAAAGUGCAUAACUUUGCAUUUCUCUACAUUAAAUUUAAUCUGCCAUUUUAGUGCCUAGUCCCCCAAACUAUCUAAAACCCUCUGCAGCAAAGCAAUAUCCUGCUCACAUUUUGUUACUGUACAAAGUUUUGUCAUCUGCAAAAUUAAUUGUGAUUACCAAAUUCUAACGUAACCCAAACGGACUCUGUUCGCCUCACUAACUUUUAUUAGGCUAGAUUUUAUGCUAUUCACAUACAGGGCUACCCCUAUCUUUUCCAAAUAAAGAGUACCCUGGUAUUGCUAUGCCCCAGUAAUUUUUCUCAUUGUACCAUGUCUAGCUAACAGCGACUCUACAUUAUCAGUUGCCAUUAUUGCCACAAGUUCAUGGAUCUUAUCCCCUAAACUGCAAGCAUUUGUAGGCAUGACUCUAAGCUUAUCAUUUUUUUUAACACACUUGCUAAAGGCACCUUCUGUCCUUGUUUUCAAGGAAUUUACACAAACAUAAAUUUGAGGGGUUUCCUAUGCUAGUGAGCUGUUCUAUGUUCAGGGGAAUUCCCUCAAACAAAUACCUGCUCUCUAACGCACCCUUGCUCACCGACCUAAUUAUUUUUACGACAGAUGUAAGGAUGGAACCCAGUCAGUAAGUGAGAACAACCUGUAUUCUGGUUUUAUCUCUUUCUUAAUCCUAGGCAAUAUUGCUAAAAUGUCUAACUCAGAAAAUUUUGUCUUUUUAUUUUGUGUUUAUUUUAUUUUAGUUUUUGACAUUACAAACAUUCUACGGGCAUCAGUGAUCAAGAUUUCUAAUUCAUUGUUCUCCAUUGCUUCAAGGGUUAUUUUUAAUCUGCUAGAUUAAGCAUCACUGCUUUCUGUAUUGUGCCAGUGUGGUUCAGUAUCUCAAUAUGUAUCCUAUGUACUAGGCCAAUAAUAGCCUGCUUUUGUCCUUCAGAGACCUGGUGCUUUUGCCAUCUACCUGGAGCCCUGGCAUUAUGAUGUCUUUGACUUCUUGGACCUUAAGAAGAACACAGGAAAGGAGGAGCAAAGAGCCAGAGAUCUAUUCUAUGCUUUGUGGAUCCCAGAUCUCUUUAUGAAAAGAGUGGAGACUAACGAGGUGAGCUUGCAUGUUUAUCAUCUCUGUGCCCUACACACUCAAGCGCUAGAAAGGCUGGUGGUUGUUGGUUUUUUUUAUUUUAUUUAGUUUUUUCCUAAUUAUCUUUUUGGGGAUUUUAUUUUAGGAUUGGUCUUUGAUGUGUCCUCAUGAGUGUCCAGGUCUGGAAGAAGUUUGGGGAGAGAAGUUUGAGGAGCUCUAUGAAAAGUAAAAAAUCCUUUUGUUUUAUUUCAUUGUAUAGUUACACUAAAACUUCUUUCUUCCAGUCUAAGCACAUGUCCUCGAGCCCUGUUUAUGAAUAAAUUUCCACACAAUGGUUUGUAUUGGCCACGGAUAUAUUUGUAUAAUGUUAUCAUAUCCCCCCUGAGGUGAUGGUUUUUUUAAACUAAAGAGGCUUACAUUUGUUAACCUUUCUUCAUAUCUAAACUGUUCCAUUCCUUUUAUGGUUUUGUGGUCAUCUUGCCGUGUAAGGAAAACCCCUAGAGCAGAAUACUUUUCAGAUUUGUACUUCAAAUGUCUUAUUAGAGUAACCCAUUGCUUUGCUGAAUAUACUAAGAGAUCAGACUCUGGUUCUCACAUAAGUGAUCAUUCGUAUCCCUCUAUUCCAUGCUCACAGAUAUGAACGGGAAGGACGAGUACGCAAGGUGAUUAAAGCUCAGCAGCUCUGGUAUGCCAUCAUCGAGUCUCAGACAGAAACUGGCACUCCAUACAUGCUUUAUAAGGAUGCAUGUAACCGUAAGAGUAACCAGCAGAACCUGGGAACCAUUAAGUGUAGUAAUCUGUGCACGGAGAUUGUGGAAUACACCAGUGAUAAAGAGGUAAUAAUGUUGACCGUGGAGGUGGUGAAAUGUCUUUACUGGGUGAGAUAGUGUCUAAAUGCCCCACGUUCUUCUAUACAGAAGCCAUGUUAUUGUACUCUGCCAGAUAAUUAUUCUUACAGCUUACUUUACUUACAUACCUAGAGCAAAAGUGUUGGCUAUUGGUUAGGGUGUGGCAUCUUAAAUCUUGCUUACAAAGCAGCUGUUAAUUUUACUUUUUCCACGUGGAUUUGUACUUUAUAUUUUCCAGGUAUUCAUUGUGCUGCCUUGAGCCUUUUCUGAGUAAUGAAAUGUUGAUUGAUAUGCAGCACUGUUUUAUUUUAAAAGUUUUAAUGCAGUAUAAUUGCUACAGAUUGUUACACCUGUAUAGGCUAAAGGCAGUAUUCUGGAGUAUCCCUUGGAAUUCAUUACUGUCUAAUUCUUUCACUGCUCAUGUAUUGAAACACUGAUUUAUCUUUACAGGUUGCUGUUUGUAACUUGGCCUCCAUUGCGCUGAAUAUGUACGUCACCAGUGAGCGAACAUUCGACUUCAAAAAACUUGCUGAGGUUACUAAAGUUAUUGUACGAAAUCUCAACAAAAUAAUUGAAAUUAAUUUCUAUCCAGUUCCAGAGGUAAGAGCUUUAUGUCCCUAGCAGCCUAAAUUCCUAGUUUAUUCCUGUUUCUAUCUAUACAUUGAUUUAUAUAGCAUAUAAACAGCGUUUGCCCUCUUUAUACACUAUAUCAGGGCAUCCCAAACUUUUUUGGCCGAGACCCACUUUUCAAAACUGUAAUUUUCCGAGACCCACUUGCUUUAACCCCUUAAGGACCAAACUUUUGGAAUAAAAGGGAAUCAUGACAUGUCACCCAUGGGGUUACAGUGGGGGGAGGAGGGGACGCAGGGUCUGUGUCCUACCUUUUUAAUAAAUUCCCUGGUGGUCCUGUGGGUGUCCGGUGUGAGCUCCACUAGGUGCAGAGCUGCAGACCGUGUAAUAAGUCUCACAAGCUCCUGGUGUCAGUCUGUCUAGCUGGCAGACCUGCAUGUGUGGGUCAGCGCGACCCACUGGGGAUCGCCUUGCGACCCACACUUUGGGAACCACUGCACUAUAUAAAUCCAUAGAUAGAAGCAGGGCUCGCUCUGUUUUAUACACUGUAUAAAUCCAUAGAUAGAAGCAGGGCUCGCUCUGUUUAUACACUAUAUAAAUGCAUAGAUUGAUAGAAGCAGAGCUCGCCCUCUUUAUUCACUAAAUCAUGUCGAUUUUUAUUUUAUUUUAUUUUUUAUGUUGGGUAGUGGAUUGCCAACUUAAAUCUCUUUUUAAUAUUUGCAGGCAGAGUACUCAAACAAGCGUCAUCGUCCUAUAGGAAUAGGGGUACAAGGACUUGCUGAUGCUUUCAUCCUUAUGCGGUUCCCUUUUGAAAGCCCAGAGGCCCAGUUGCUAAACCAGCAGAUCUUUGAGACCAUCUAUUAUGCUGCACUGGAGUCUAGUUGUGAACUUGCAGAGCAGCUUGGACCCUAUGACACGUAUGAAGGCAGUCCUGUCAGCAAAGGUGUAAGUGUGGGCCUUGAUGUGGGUGAUGGAGAGAGAGAGUCUCCCUGACAUGCUUGUGAAGAGAAUAUAAUUUGCUGCUGUAUUUUGGAGCAAUUCUGUCUACCUCCAAUUGGUUUAAUUGCAGAGAUACCUAUGUGAAACUGUAUUUUUGUAAAACCAAAGGAGUGUGUGUAACAUAAAACCCCAUUCAAAUAUCAGUAUUCAGAUUAACACUUAACAAAAGUGGAUUUAUUUAUUUUUUUAUUUUUUUUAGUUCUUCACUAUAAUUUUCUUUUUAUUUAGUUCAAGGUCUAAUUUAGGAUUUUGGUGAUGGAAUUGGUUGUCUCUUAAUUAACUUUGGAGAAUUUUCUUGCAGAUCCUACAGUAUGACAUGUGGGACUUCACACCCUCUGGGCUCUGGGACUGGGCUGCUUUGAAGGAAAAGAUUGCAAAGUAAGUGAAUGAGACUUCAAGCUGUCCUUCUCGUGUGCUACAGUCUGCCCUCUGCCCUCUGUGUGAUAAUGGGGCAUAGUCUGCCCUCUGUGUGAUAAUGGGGCAUAGUCUGCCCUCUGUGUGAGAAUGGGGCCUCUCCCAUCAUACUCCAAGCAAUGCUAGCAGUAUGUAGACCUAAAGCUUGCCAUUGUGCUGAUACAGUUAGCGCUGCUUAAAGAUCUGAACAGAUCCAGAAUGAUCCUGCUGGCUUGGUGAUGCAUUCUUUCUUUUUGUUAAUUUGAAUUUUUUUCAGACAUGGCAUUAGGAAUAGCUUGCUCUUGGCACCGAUGCCCACGGCUUCCACUGCUCAGAUAUUGGGUAACAAUGAGUCCAUAGAACCAUACACCAGCAACAUCUACACCCGCAGAGUCCUGUCAGGAGAGUUUCAGGUAACUCUAGGGGCUUAGUGAAACAUAUCUCUAACCUUUAAUCAAUGCAAAUAGGUCCUCUGUCUUAUUGAUUUUUAAAAAAAUUUUGUAUUUUUUUUAAGAUUGUUAACCCACAUUUACUAAAAGAUCUAACCGAGCGAGGGCUUUGGAAUGAAGAAAUGAAAAACCAGAUUAUUGCGUGUAAUGGAUCAAUUCAGGUAAUUAGUGCUCAACAUGCUUAAGCAUUUAGUGGGUGUUUUACAGUCGAGUUCAUUUUUUUUUUUUCCCCUUUCAGGUCUCUCCUCUGUCUCUCCUCUGUCUCUCCUCUGUCUCUCCUCUGUCUCUCCUCUGUCUCUCCUCUGUCUCUCCUCUGUCUCUCCUCUGUCUCUCCUCUGUCUCUCCUCUGUCUCUCCUCUGUCUCUCCUCUGUCUCUCCUCUGUCUCUCCUCUGUCUCUCCCCUGUCUCUCCCCUGUCUCUCCCCUGUCUCUCCCCUGUCUCUCCCCUGUCUCUCCCCUGUCUCUCCCCCUCCUGUCUCAUGUUCAGAAACUAUAGUACAGGGAUACUCGAAAGGUAGAUCUUCUAGAACUAAAACUCCCUUGAUACUUUGCAUACCUCUUGCAAUGAUUUUACAAAGCAUAAUUGAAGUUUUUUUUUUGUGUGUGUUUUUUUUUUUUUUAAACCUCUGGAGAUAUACCUCUUGGGCACCACCGUGGCUAGUAGAUUUUAAAAUUAAAUGUGCAUUAUUGUUGUAAAAUGGGAUAACGUUCUAGUACUCGGAGUUGAUUUUAUAGUGUAGUUUUUACUCUAAAUGUUGAGUGAAGGAUGUGACUGACUAGUGUACUACUUUUGGCAGAGUAUUCCAGAAAUUCCUCAAGACCUGAAAGAUCUCUAUAAGACUGUGUGGGAAAUAUCACAGAAAACGUUGAUCAAAAUGGCGGCAGACAGAGGUGCAUUCAUUGACCAGAGCCAGUCACUGAAUAUCCAUGUAGCCGAGCCAAACUACGGCAAACUGACCAGCAUGCACUUCUACGGCUGGAAAAUGGUAAUGCAACAGCCCAGUAAAAGGGAGUUUCUGAUUUGGGUUUAACCAUAGUUUAUGUAGCUAAUAGAAAAAAUAAAUAUGUAAGAUUCUUUAACCCCUUAAGGACACAUGAUGGAAAUAUUCCUUCAUGAUUCCCUUUUAUUCCAGAAGUUGUGUCCUUAAGGGGUUAACACCUAAAGACUCCUUUUCUAUGUGGUGUUGCUCUAUCUGUUUUUGGCUGUUCAUCCUAUAGUGGUCCCAUACAACCAGAUAUCAUACCGAUAUCCUACUGAAUAGGUGAAACUGAUCUAGGUAGUCAUUCACUAAACUGGUUUUUAUAUUUCUCACAUGACCCUGUAUAUAUUCAUUGCAAUCUAGGAUUCCAGGUCCCUUUGUUACCUGGGUUAAUGCCUCAAGGUUCAGUUCUCUGCGCAGUCUAUGUACAUAAUUGACCCUAAUGAUGUGAGUAAAAUAUCAACUGUACGUACAGGUUUUCUGCUAACGCUCACUGCAACUCCCCACACCUCCUAUAACACACACUACCUGAGCAGCAUGCUUGCUGCAGUUCCUCAUAUCUCCUGUAGGUCCGUUUUUCUUCCAGCACCUUGAAAUAGUGUAUGUAUAUAUAUUUGAAAGAUGAUAAAUCUAAAAGGUCUGUCUUCAUACUAGUUUACACAAUAGUAACGAUCAUCACAGCUAUAGUUCGAUAUCUUGAAACUUUCAGUUCAUUACAAAUUGAUGCGAUUCAUUUCCCGUGUCCUUAAAAUCAGCUUAUCUUUGCUUACGAUUAGCUUCAAUUACUGAUAUCUUUCUGUGUGACUAGGCUUCCUGCUACACUUUGUCUUUGCUUUGUCUAGUAUAUUAAUGCGAGUUCUUUUACAGGGUCUAAAAACUGGCAUGUACUAUCUGCGAACACGGCCUGCAGCAAACCCCAUCCAGUUCACACUGAAUAAAGAGAAGCUUAAAGAAAAGGACAGUGUGUCUCCGGAGGUCUCAGAAAAGGAAGAGAAGGAGAGGAACAAGGCUGCAAUGGUGUGCUCUUUAGAAAACCGAGAUGAAUGUCUAAUGUGUGGGUCGUAGCUGCUGACAUUAUGUCAAAGAAUUGUAUCAAGCAGACAAAAUAAACUUUUUUUUCUAAUAAAGUGGCAUUUUUUUUAUUUA